AUGAUACUGUGCACUUCCUACCAUGGUGGCUUCGCAGUUACUCAUGUGAGCCCGGAAGUUUUGGUUCACAGCGAACAAUCAUUCUGCAGUUACGAAACUCAACUGGCUGUAAAAAUAGAGAAAAGUAAAAAAUUGCUGCUAGGAUGUGUGGUGGCGUUGUCAUCACUAGUCACCGCGGGUGGCCACGGCGGAGGUCACAAGAAGGUCAUCAUCCACGUCCCCCUUUUCGUUAAGCAUCAUCAUCAUAAACAUACAAUAGUCAAGCAUAUUCAUCACAAGAGCGGUGGAGGAGGCGGUGAUGAUCACUACAAAGUCCUGGGUUAUACGUAUGGCGAGCCAAAACCUGCGCCUCAUUUUGGAGGAGGUCACGGUUGGCACGCCGCUGAAGAGAGCCAACACCUAGACAGUCCAGUCAGCUUCGAUGGCGGAGAUCACGGUAUCUACUCACUAUCAGACGAAUACAGCCAACAUGGGUACUGA
Molecule: messenger RNA, 480 nt
Organism: Leptosia nina
Lineage: Eukaryota; Metazoa; Arthropoda; Insecta; Lepidoptera; Pieridae
Source: the annotation of a GenBank genome assembly